GCACGCUCGCGUGUUUUCUAAUAAUUGUGGUGUUGUCAAAACGAAACUUACCGAUUCGAAUUUGGAACGUUUUCGACCGGUAAUGUGUCGGUUUAACUGUCGCUUUUAAAUAGCGAACGCUUCUGUGACCCUCUGAAUUCGCAUUGCGAAUCGAACGUGCGAUUGCUUCAUUCUGUUACGCUAGUGUUAACAGAUAACUGUGAAGAAACGCGUGUAGGCCUUCAGUCUUGUGCACUCAGCAGAUUUAGUGCUUUAUCUGUGCAGUGGAAUUGAAGUGUGUUUCGUGUUGAAUGUUAUUUCCUGAUUGAUAGAAGACCAGUGUGAUAUGUUUCACUGAACUCGAGACAACAAGUUGUUUCGUGAUCGAGUUUAUGUGAUUGGAAGUAUUGAUACGUAUUGCAUGCCCCCUGUCCACAACUUGAUUUAUGGACGCAUUCGGCACAGAUCACCGCACGAACAGACAGGGCAAACGGAAUCGAACACCAAAAUGUGACCACCGACGCAGCGACCAAAACACAAGCGCGCUUCAAAUUCAUGGGUCUUUCCUCAAGAUUACAUGAUUAAGACACUAUUUAUUGUACUUAUAACUUUAAUAUAAACGAAUCUAGUCGCCAUAGCACUUUUAAACACGAAGCAAUUUAGCAUAUAACACAUAAGUGAAUAAAGUUGAGAUUGUCACAUUUUUUGAAGUAGUACAAAGAUUAAGGAAUUGAUGAGACAGUACAAACGACUGAUUGGGACGCUAUCAUCGAUUUAUAACUAAAUCGAUUUCAUUAGAAGUUCCUAGACAUUGAAGUGUACAGAAACCAAGAUGUCUACAAGUUUCGAACACUCGGCUAUGAAGAGCAGCUUCUCGUUGUCUUCAUUGAGAAGUGCGCCCGCGCCACCUGGCGGCUGCCCAGAGCAACACGAGCGACCGUAUCACAGCCUCACUAAGAAAAGAAAGGAGCCAUGUCGCGAAGUGUGGCGCAGGAGUUGGGGCUCGGCGGCGAGUGGCGGCAGCGCCGGAGACGAUUUGUGGCCACUGUUACAGCAUCACUACGACUACAUCAUGGACAACCAAAUCAUAGACUCUUGCAAGGAAGCAAACGGCGAAUUGUUGUCACACAAUUCAUCUGCUUUGCACAACGGGCCUUGCUUACUGAACCCCACAGCUGGGUUUAAUCGUCAGUGGUCUCUCAACCAGCUGAUAGCCGAGUUUAAGGAGCUGUGCCAGUGGCUCACACACGUUCAGGAGGAGAUCUAUUCUAGUCCGGAAAACCUGUCAAGCAGGAAGUUGAGAAUGAGCCGCAUGGCGGAGUUGGGGGCUGUGGAGCCACGUCGGGCGAAGUUUAUGGAACAAGGUGCUGCCAUAUUGGAACGUAUACCUGAAGCUAGUGCAGAGGUCACAUGGCGAAUGGAACAUUUAAAAGUGAAAUGGGAUGGCCUUCGGUUGUUGCUCAGUCCUGAACAGCAGCAGAAGGAUGGAGAUGGCGCCGAUACAGUCGAUACUGCCCACGAGCUGCGCUGCCUUCGCCGUUGGCUGCACUGCAUGGAAGGUCGGCUACCACCACCCUCGAUCGCUGCAGCCAGGGCCGCUACGUACCACGAGCUCAUGCGGAAACUGCGGGAACAUCAGGUAUUGCAACGCGACGUGGAAUGCCACGGUCGGAUCGUGAGUUCGGUGGUGCGUCUGUGCAACGGUGGCGACGCGGCGCGCGCUCUAGAGCGACGCUGGCACCUCUUGUACCUGCGGGCGAUCGAGUGGCAGCGUGCCUGUCAAUGUUCUCUUUAUCGUCUUAUUGCCAGGAUCAAUAAUCAGGGUGUGGCGUCAGUGGAAGCGGCAAGCGACAGCGACGACGAACCCGCCUUAAAACAACCACGACUUAGUCGCGGCUCACCGAGGCGACAACGCACCCCAGUCAAUGCGCCGCGACGUCAUAGGAACCUCUCAGUUGAUAGUAGACAAUCCGCCUCUGAGGAGGAACAAGAAUAUGUGGUAACGUACACUUGGCGCGGUUUCGGAUCGGACUGCGAAUCGGAACACGUGAGAAUACCAAGUAACAAAAUGGCGGACGAGAGACGCGUGCCCGGCGCAUGCGACGAUGUUGGAACCAAACCCACCGAUCAGACAGUGCCGGUCACUGCAGACCAAACUGAUGGCCUCGAUGUACAUACCGUGACAACAGACGAUAAAAUGAAAACACCACAAACAGUGAUAAAAAGAAAGAAACCAGUCAACACGUCAAAAUUCAACCAAACGGAUAGAAAAUCCAAACAUUGUGCCACAUUCUACUUUAGACAUCAUGAUACCGACUCCGAUAGGCAAAUGAUUGAAACCGAUGAGAAGUCACAAGAAGAAUCUUCCGAAGAAGAAUGGACUUACGUCGAGGGUGCCAAGAUAGCAAAUGAAGACUCAACUGAUGUAAUGACGUCAUCGGUCGAAAUCCAAUGCGAGUUGCCGUACGACGAAAAGAAAGAAUGUCAACCGUCGCCGAAACCCAAAAUGGAGUCGUCUACACCAGACCUGCUCAAAGUCGACCAAGCUAGAUGUAAGAAUAUCGAGAGAUUAGUAAUUCAAGCAGAGGAAUUAGUACAGAAACAAGCUCAGCAGAAUAUGGCAAAGAAGAAGGGGUCUAGAAGCUUUAAGCCGCUUAUGUUCGAGGAAGAUGGCAAGAAUGUUAACAGAACAAAGAUGUCCCGAAUUAAGGAAUGGUUAAAUCAAAGUUCGGAUGGGAAAAAUAAUAACCAUCAGUUUACUGAAAGCUAUGACGCAUCAGGUGAGUAUACAACGGAGAGCGAAGUCGACACUUCACUCACAUCCGAAGAAAGAAACCUGCACUCUUCAAUGGACAUGAGCACUUCAACCUGUACAGUCACCCCGACACACCACGCCAAGGUGCAACUGCGCAAGAAAAGAGGUAGCAACAGCGCGCGGCCGUGGUCGGUGUCGUGCUUGUCGCAGCUGAGCGGCGCGGGCGCAUCGCUCGCGGCCACGCCCACCGCCGGCGACGUCGCCGCUAUGUCGCACAACAUGUCUAUAUCUGAAUCUGCUUUGAACACUCUCGCAUCGACACAAAGGGUCACACCAGCUAAUUCUAACUCCAAACUCCGUGGAAGUUCUACUACUGUACAGGGUCACGUGUCUAGUACAAACACAAUGACGGAGGCUUGUACAUCGUGCGUCGAAACCAACGACAAACAGUAUUGGUUGCGACGAAAACGGUUGAAAUUGAGACGUCAUAACACGUCCGCUACCAGGAGAGAGAGAUUGGUCAAAUCUCUCUCUUUUUGCGGCAGACUCAGCCCCGAAAUAGAGGACAAGAAUGAAAGGAGUACUGCCAGCGAUCCAGCUACUAGUAGGAAGAGUAGGUUUGAUACAACAUCAACAUCAGGCAACGACAGUGAUGAAGAACUUAUAAGACAACAACUAGCAACCAUAGCCAACCUGCGGAAAAGUAUUGAGAAGACGCACAUAUCGAGUAGGGAGCCUGAAAGUGCCAUUCUAGAACAGAACGAGCCAGAGGCUGUACCUAGCUUCAAACUAGGCCCAGCUGGUGGAGAAGUAAGAACUAGGCUAGCGAGGAGCAGAGAAAGAGAGGGAAGGACUUUCCUCGCUUUAAGUCUUGGAGACCCCAGUGAUUUGUGGGGUUUGAGUAUGGAUAAAGAUUCUGAUAUUGACAAGAGCGUCACAGCAGGUACAGAGGAACACAGUUCGUUUUCAGAACAGGCGUGGGACUUUUAUCAGGAAAAAUACAAUUCUGAACCGUAUUCUGAGGCGCCGGACUCGGACGCAGCGCGGCGAUUGCUCGAAUUCGGUGACGAUUACCGAGCAUUCCUCGAUUCGCAAUCCGACUGCUGUUCAAGUUUAUCAGCACAGCCCGAAAACGACCUUAGCCCUAGCGGCACUCGCCGACGGCGUCCGCCUUCCGACUCCAGAGAACGAAGUUUACCCCGUCACAAACGUCCCUCUAGGUCAUCCCCUGUCGAAACCCCAUCAAGAAAACCCAAAAAGUCCAUGUCUAGUGCCGAACGCAAGAAGUCCUUACUCGAUAGUCUAGAAAGGUCCAGGAACAACACGAGCAUCGAGAGUAACGACGGCGUCCGCAGACGUAAACCGUCAGAAAGUGAACGGAGAAACAGCAAACGCUCAACAGAAUUUGAUUUGCUCAAUGUCCAAGCGCUGAGCCGAAGACGUCCCAGCUCAAACUUGACCAGUGACGAAGUAAAUAGCUCAUUAGAGUAUACCGAUGUGAAUAACCGUCCCGAUAUCUUGGAUUCGCUGAGCAGAAGGCGAAGAACAGAGAGAGACGGCGAAACGGAGCUGCAAAAGAUUGCUUUGUCAGAAUUGCGAAGACGUUCGACCGAGAGCGCCGAUUCGGAAGAAGAGUCGUCGAGUCCGAAGAAGCAUAGCCGAAGAAACUGGGACGGAGACUCCGAUUCGGAGUCCGAAGAAGUGCGAUCGCUGAUCAGGCGCUCGAGCUCGCAGCUGGAAGCGGCGGAGGCAGUGAUGGCCCGGCAGGACAGUUCGCCUGACCUUCUCCGGGCUUUCGACUACACGGAGAUCGUAACGAGAUGCCGUGAUAACAUCAACCUUCUGGACGCGGCCCUAACCGGCGGCUCCCUGUCGGCCUCGUUACAGAGAGAUAUCCGAGCUGUAUCAACAAGAUGGUCAGCACUGCGAGCAGCUGCUACAAGACGCGGCGGCGCUCGACGCCUGCGCCGCGAGAUGGCAGCACUACACGAGAAUCUCGACGACGUCUGCGAGCCUGGUGACUGUGCACCCCAACCACAUACCAGGGCGCAGUUGACGAGGAGGAUUGAGGAACUGAAGGAACGUUUAUCGCGUCUGCUAGAAUGCAAGGUGUCCAUGUUAAAGUUGACGGUAUCCGUUCGCCGUGCUCUCGGCGAGAUGGAGUCGGAUGACAGCGGAUUGGCUACAGAACUAUCUGCGCUCUUGGCUCGGUGGGAAGAAGCCCAUCAACGCACCUCAAACGAGUUGCUAUCACUGGAGAAGGCGGUUUGCGUGUGGGCGGAGUGGGACAACGCGUUCCGUGAACUACAGGGUGCUCUAAGAGGCGACCUGGCGACAUUGGAAUCGUUGCGCGACCGCGGCACCACUUUCGGAGACCAGACUGAAGUGGCCGCUCAGAUUCGACAGCUGGCUGCAUCGCUCGUCGAGAAAAAGAAGGGUGGAUCUACUUGCGAUUCGUUAUCGGAUUCCGGUAUAUCGGACGGUGACAGCGAGGGAGCUGGCGGUCGCGCUCGUCGUCUUAAUGCGCUGCGUGAGUUAGCGCGCCGUCUGCAGGCGGCCUUAGCUCCUAACUCGCCCGCGCACAAGGCUAUUGCUAAGCGUAUGGAACAAACUGAAAACGAAGUUCGUAUAUUGCAAGAAUCCUGUCGCGCGUUGGUGGAGCAAAGCAUUCCUGACCUGAAGAUUGACGAUGACACCAGGGACCGCAAAGUGAGUACUGUGUCUGGGAACAAAACGGGAGCUGGGGAUCCGGACUACACUCCCCGAGGAGGAUGGGUGUGGCGUGUUCUUCGAUCCUCACUGCCCAUACAACUAUGUCUCGUAGCGUUGUUGCUGGCCGCAUGGCUGGUCGAGAGGCCAAGGUGUUGCGAUGCCUUGAACUCUCUCGCUCAAACCCUCACCCCUCAGCUCCGCUAUGUCCGAGGACCACCACCAGUCUGAACGCGUCUACACAUAGAUCGCGUAUUUUAAAAUGAAAAUAGCUAUGUAUAUAGCUAUUCAUAAGGUUGACUUUUGAAUAAUACUUCAAAAAAGUCAAACUCCCUAGAUCUGAACAAGAUUAUUGUCAAAUCGCAACAGCACGUUACGAGCGAUAUGGUAAUUGCGUUAUUGAUUUUAAUGAAUGAUUGACGUAUGGUUGACUUGGAAAUGGGACUACCUGAGCUCAUAAUAUUAUAUAACAUGUUUUAUUAUUCGGUUUUGGAGACUACAUGAAAGUAUACUUCUAGUAUACACGGAUAAUGAGAGUGAAAAUGCAUAGGCAUUGUAUUAUAUUAUUUCACUAACCCUUGAAUUGACGUAAAUCCAGUUACGACUGUAAUUCAUGUAAGUGACGGUGACGAGGUGAAACAACUAACUUAUUACAAAAUAAGUAGAAAAAGGAAAUAAAAAAUAAUAAUAAAUAAAGUGAUUUGAUUUAAUUUUAAUGAGAAUGUCUGCUUGAGGAAACGAAUAUGACUUAACUAUAUGUUAGUAAAACUAAACUAUUAUAAUGAAAUAAAACAUAAUCGAAUAUGGUUUAAUAUCAGCAUUUUAUUAUUAGAUACCCUCUUAUUGCUCACAGCAAAUAAAGUUCAAAUAAACAAAAGUGUUCUAAAAACUAAUCAUCUGUAUCAGAUGAAGUGCAAAGUAGUUAGUAUGCAUUAUUUAGUAUUAAUUAAUGUACUAACAUUGACAAACAAUAAGUUUGCGCGUAGAAUAGUAGCAUGCCUAUUUUAGUACAAGUAUUUAAUAGGUAAAGGAGAUGAGAGUGCGCUGAGUAUGUGAGAUGUCCUUAUAAUACCUCGUAU
Messenger RNA from Achroia grisella, 6522 nucleotides. It is a transcript of the gene klar, whose product is annotated as klarsicht protein. The coding region runs from base 812 to 5674 and encodes 1620 amino acids. The transcript is spliced from 25 exons. Gene Ontology annotation, cellular component: membrane. NCBI's taxonomy places the organism in Eukaryota, Metazoa, Arthropoda, Insecta, Lepidoptera, Pyralidae. The record is from RefSeq and is a predicted model, not a curated record.